UAAAAUUCCAAACAAAAAGGCAACACCUACACCAGACUCCUCCAAGUCAAAUAAAUAUAAACAAUUAAUAAACAAAUAAACUCAGCAAAAAAGCAAUACUAUGGAAAUGGAUUUGUUGUACAAGAAAAUCGUCAAAUCGAAACGUCAAAGAGAACGUAAUUGGGAUCGAGAAGAGAAGAAAGCUCUAAUAAGACUGGCCCAGCGUUAUCGGCCCAUAAUUGACAACAAGGGCAACGAUAAUGUCUGGGUCCGUCGCAAGAACAUUGCAUGGGAGGCUAUCCACAGGGAAAUGGUUGCCGAAGGCUUCCGUCGGGGUGUCAAAAGCGUACGACAACAAUGGGCUCGCGCAAAACGUGAAACAGUGCGAUCACAGAUGAAAAUUGUCAACGAAAAAUUAGACUUAGACGAUAAUCUAGAGCCAGACCAACCAGAGCAUGGUGCUUCGACAAUAAUUCCAAAAAAAGAGAAAGACUUAGAUCCCCUGGGACUGUGCAUAAUAAAGACAGAAGAAUAUGAACCUCAAGAGAUGGUUAUCGAUGAUGGCUUAGAUGAGGCUUGCGAAGAGAACGACAUAGUCGAUUCAAUUUUAACUGCCGUUCCGAGCCCACACUAUGACUAUGCAGAAAGUUCAGGCAUAGGAUCAACAACUUCACCCACCUCCACUAAUGUGUUCCUCAAGGAACCCGCCCUGCCUCAUCUUCCAACAGAGGAAUCGAAGUUGCUGCCCAACAGAUUCGGCAGUUGGAAUGUUGUUCAUGCUCGCCUGCAACAAAUCGAAGCCGAAACAGCUCAGAAGACUGAAAUGCAUGCCCUCGAAGUAGCUCAAAAGAAGGAAAUCCACGACUUGCAAGUCCGAUUGCUGCGCGAACAAAUCGAACAGCAAAGGAAACUCUUCGACGCCCAAAUGGCCAAGUUGAAAGUUAAAAAACAUUCUUAAUUUAUUAUAAAUUUUAGUUUUAGAAUAAAAAUUAUAAACAUAGGUGACCAGAAAAAACUUAA
Messenger RNA from Eupeodes corollae, 999 nucleotides. RefSeq lists its product as uncharacterized. The coding region runs from base 101 to 937 and encodes 278 amino acids. The transcript has 2 exons. The record is from RefSeq and is a predicted model, not a curated record. Lineage: Eukaryota; Metazoa; Arthropoda; Insecta; Diptera; Syrphidae.